AUGUCUGCUGACGCUGUCUUGUUUCAUGCAGGAGAUUUUGACGAGAAGGAUUUACCAACAAUUAGGAGACCUGAUCAGUAUUUUAUAUUCUUCUUUUUGGAACCCCCAACAAUGCAUUAUGAACGCUUGCCUUACAUACCAUUUAACUUUUUCAAUGUAACAAUGACAUACCGAAGACAAAGUGAGAUUUUUUCGCCAUAUGCCUCACUGGUAAAGAUCAGUGACGAUCCAUUUGUUACAAUUCCAUGGGAUUUUGAGACAGUAAAACAACGUCUCAGUAAAAAGAAGAAAUCAGCUUUGCAGUUUGUUUCUCACUGUUUUACAAAUUCGAAGCGUGAGGCCUAUGUAGUUCAGUUAAGAAGGUAUAUUGACGUUACCGUACUCGGCAGGUGUCAUAAAAGAUGUGAUGAUCAGUGUGAGAAAAAAGCAAUAGGUAUCUGUAUAUUGAAUUUUUAUUUAGAUGAACACCUCUUUUACCUUGCAUUUGAAAACAGUGUGUGCAAAGAUUAUAUUACCGAAAAAGUGUAUUCGCGGUUGGGAGAAUUUCUACCUAUUGUCCUCAAAAGAUCUAUUUUGAAAGACGUAUUACCAGACAAAGCGUUCAUUGCUGCAGAUGAUUUUAAUUCGCCAAAACAACUAGCCGGUUACCUCAAUUAUCUCAAAAAAAACAGAGGAGAACUGAUGAAGCAUUUUGAAUGGCUUAAAUCAUAUGGUUUUGGGACCGGAGGCGGCUGUACGUUAUGCAGGUAUCUUCAUCAGAAACCAAGACCAAAAAAUAUUAUUCGAGAUGUUAAGAACUGGUGGUUGGAAAACGCUAACUGUGAUACAAAUUACGGUCUGAAAUUAGUUGAAAAAAAUAAUUAA
This is a messenger RNA of Enterobius vermicularis (human pinworm), 864 nucleotides long. Lineage: Eukaryota; Metazoa; Nematoda; Chromadorea; Rhabditida; Oxyuridae. The record is from the annotation of a GenBank genome assembly.